Molecule: messenger RNA, 1474 nt
Organism: Equus caballus (horse)
Lineage: Eukaryota; Metazoa; Chordata; Mammalia; Perissodactyla; Equidae
Source: RefSeq, a predicted model, not a curated record
CAUUCUCCUGCAGGCUAGGCAUUGGGUAAUGAAACACAAUCCCUAGCCAACCUACAAAUACAUUUGAAUGCACAUGAUAUGCACCUGAUCCUAGUAGAUAAUUAAGGAAAAUGGUGUUCAGUACUGACUCCCCAUUUAUAUGAUAUGUAUUCUGAAUGCUUUGGUGAUUGACUUGGAGAUUUAUUUUUCAGGAAUGAACACGUGAAAAACGCGCCAUCUGAGGUUACCUCGUUAAACCACUGAGAGACCAACACUAGUGGACAUAGCACCAUAAGGCUCAAUCACGUGGCAUCCACGGAUGACAGAAAUCACCUAUAAAAAUCCUUUUCUUAGACCAUCCAGAAAACGCUAAUAGAUCACGUCCCCAGAUUCUUUCUUGUUUCAUCUGCUGAGCCUUCAUGACUCCACUGGUCCCAGGACACAUAGAAGAAGAGUGAGAAUUCAGUCCUGUCACUCUCCAGGAAUACCAUUGUAUAUUGCAGAUUGGCGAAUCCAAGAUUGUAAAACUAUGAUAAUCCUCUAUAAUAACAGCCUCCACAAAGCUACUUUCUUCCUGACGGGCUUUCAAGGUCUUCAAGAUCUCCAUGGCUGGAUCUCUAUCCCCUUCUGCUCCAUCUACUUGACAGUUAUUGUAGGAAAUCUUACUAUCCUUCACUUCAUCCGUACUGAUGUCACCCUCCAUGAACCCAUGUACUAUUUCUUGGCCAUGUUGGCCCUCACAGAUUUGGGCCUUUGCCUUUCUACACUGCCCACCGUGCUAGGCAUCUUCUGGUUUGAUGCCAGAGAGAUUGGCAUCCCUGCCUGCUUCACUCAGCUCUUCUUCAUCCAUACCUUGUCUCUAGUGGAGUCUUCAGUUCUAUUGUCCAUGUCCAUUGACCGCUAUGUGGCCAUCUGCAACCCACUGCGUUACUCCACUGUCUUGACACCUACACGUGUUGUCAAGAUGGGACUGAGUUCAGUGCUUAGAAGUGCCCUGCUCAUCCUCCCCCUGCCAUUCCUUCUUAAGCGUUUUCGGUACUGCCGCUCCCAUGUGCUGGCCCACGCAUAUUGUCUGCACCUAGAGAUCAUGAAGCUGGCCUGCUCUAGCAUCAUUGUCAAUCACAUCUAUGGGCUCUCUGUUGUGGCCUGCACUGUAGGUGUGGACUCACUGCUCAUCUUCCUCUCCUAUGCUCUUAUCCUCCGCACCAUAGUAAGCAUUGCCUCCCGCCAGGAGCGACUUUGGGCCCUCAACACCUGUGUCUCCCACAUUUGUGCUGUGUUACUCUUCUACAUCCCCAUUAUUGGCUUGUCUCUUGUGCACCGCUUUGGUGAACAUCUGCCCCGCAUUGUACACAUCCUCAUGUCUUAUGUGUAUCUGCUGGUACCACCUCUCAUGAACCCCAUUGUCUACAGCAUCAAGACCAAGCAAAUCCGCCAACGCAUCGUUAAGAAGUUUGAGUUUAUAAAAUCACUUACGUGUUUUUGGCAGGAUUAG